AUGAGUGAUUCAGCGACAUGCUCGAAAUCAUAUCAAGAAUUCGUUAAAUUUGGCAAAUUCUUCACAACACGUUUGGUUCAAGCACUUGUUCAGUCACGUCUUGGUCAGCUGAUAGUACAGUCAUGUAGUGUAUCACCGGAUCCUACGGAUUGGUUCAGUGUGCGAAUUGAUGAAUUAGGUGAAGUAGCUGCACAGUUACGUACAAGCGUUACAAAAUAUCCUCCAAACACAAAUUGUUUCACUUUGGAUUUUCUGCUUCAUACUGCUGAUGGCGAUGUUCUACCUUUGGAGUCCUGGUGUGUCCGAUAUGAAUCACAAUUGACUGAUGGAAAUGUCAAUGUAAGGACCGAAUUAUACCACCAGUUAGGAACACUUUUGAAAUCAGCAAUUGUUGCAUCACGAAUGACUCCAGCCUACCGAUAUUAUGUUCGCAAACAGAGCCCCGAUACUUUCAUUAUUAUGUACAGAGUUUACGAAAAAGAACCAGAAAUGGAUUUGGGUGAAGAGCAUAAAAAAGUUCGUAUUGGUCUAGUAACAUCUCCAUUUGGUGGUUUUUCUGUUGACCUGCUUUAUCGUACAAAGAUGGAAAUUGACCGUACAACAACACAGGAAGUAAAUGUAAGUGCCGCAGCUGCAUUGGAGAAUGUGAACACCAAUGAACAUCAAUCCAAAAUAGAUAAAGAUGUCCCAAUGUUAAUACCGUUCGGUCCUGUUUCUGUUCACUCUACUGAAGUUAUACCGGAAAAGAUUGAUGAAUUAAUGUCAGAAACUCCUUCACGACGUGUACGUUUCCAUUUGGGCCAUUCGCGAUCCUCUUCAGAUGAUGCUUGCUGUCGUGGUGAUGUGUGCAGUGAUGAACAAAUCUUUGGUCUAGACAGAAGCAACAGUCAGCCAUAUAGUUCCAGUUUGCCACAUCGAUUAGCUUCGGUGGUAUGCUCUGUUUCUGAAUGUAUUGUGAAAAAAAACCGAUCAAGGACACAUUCAUUUCCAUUUUCAACUCUGCUUACUACAGUUGCGAAUGAUUCAAUUCCAGGUGAAGGACUUUUAGGAUCACUAGAAGACAGUGACAAGAUAACACCAACUUCUUCUCCUGGUCAGUUCUUUUUUGGUACAUUUGUUCGUUCUCCAUCAUCACCACCUACUCUUGUGGCUUCGACGUGUUCUGCAACAAUUAUACCUAACCAUAUGCACCAGUGUGCUACUGUUCCUUCUGGGGUAAAUUUAAUGAAUAAGGGAACAAACGAAAAACAGGAAGGUGAUUCUGCUGAAGAAACGGAAGUGCAAAGCGAUGAUGAUGAUGACGAUUUAACAAGUAGCGACGGUAGUUAUGUCAAGGUGGCAUUUGGAAGUAGUGAAAGUUUAGCAGAUGGCUUAGGUGAGUUCAUGAAACAAUGUAGAUCGGCUCCAACUCAUCUUUCAUUUCAAAUCGACAGUACGUCUGUCAUUCCUGAACUGCUGGCACAAUUUGAAAACAAUCAGAAAAUUUUCGACAAUUUCUUAGAAGAAAUCAAAAGAAAAGCAGACAAUGAGGAAGACUGA
Brugia pahangi is the source of this 1539-nucleotide messenger RNA. NCBI's taxonomy places the organism in Eukaryota, Metazoa, Nematoda, Chromadorea, Rhabditida, Onchocercidae. The record is from the annotation of a GenBank genome assembly.